Vicia faba (fava bean) is the source of this 2127-nucleotide messenger RNA. NCBI's taxonomy places the organism in Eukaryota, Viridiplantae, Streptophyta, Magnoliopsida, Fabales, Fabaceae. The record is from the annotation of a GenBank genome assembly.
AUGAUUCUAUCAUUCACAAUUUUUCAUAUCAUUGUUUUAAUAUUAUCUCCUCGAUUAGCCUCGGCACAUGGAGAUGUAAACAUAGCACAAUAUGGUUGUAAUUCAACAUGUGGAACAGUUUCAGUGCCUUUCCCAUUCGGAAUGAAUGAACCUCAUUGCUAUGCACACAAAUGGUUUGAAAUAGAAUGCAAAUUUGACAACAAUACUUCUUCUGAUGUUCCUAAACCUUACUUGAAGUCGUUAAAUCUUGAAGUAAUCCAUUUUUACCCGUACUCGAGCAAAGUUGAGAUUAUGAACCCAAUUUACCGUUCAAAUUGUCAAAAAAACAAAAUUAGCAUCAACAAUAGAAAAACCGUUAAUCUUAGAGACAGUCCUUACAUAUUUUCACAGGCUGAAAACACGUUUCUAGCUGUGGGAUGUAACAAUCUUGCUUUUCUUCAGUCUAAUGGGACAACCGUUGGUGGUUGUGUAUCAAUUUGUGACGACGACAACAACAACGGUAACAAUUACAAUUUCACUAGUGACGGUUGUAAUGGAAGGUAUUGUUGUGAAACCUCAUUGCCUUCACAUCUUUCAGAGUUUAACGCAACACUAAGAGGUUUAAGGGAACAGAGUAGUGAUGGUUGUGGUUAUGCUUUGAUUGUAAGGCAUUAUUUGGUAAGAUUCGAUAUAUUGAAUGAGUUGAAGAAUAGGGAACAUGCUCCUGCAGUGCUAGAGUGGGAGAUUUUGAAUGAUAUGUUAAUUAAUUCCACAUUUCAACUACCUCCAAAUUGUUACAACUCCAAGGUUACUUCUUUAAGUAACAGAACCACCGGUCAGCAAUGUCGAUGCUCGUCCGGGUUUUACUCUGACUAUCUCUACGAAAUCUAUGGAAAUCCAUACCUUGGAGGCUGCCCAGUUCCAGAGCAAGACUUUUAUAGGAAUAAUCGAUGGAAGAAGUGGGUUAUUGUAGGAAUUUCAUCAAGUCUCGGAUCCAUCGGUUUUCUCAUUGGUUUAUGGUUUUUGUACAAAGCUAUGAAACGAAGAAUGAUUAAGAAACGCAGAGAAAAAUUCUUCAAAAGAAACGGUGGUCUGCUGUUACAAAAAAGGAUGUCUGCAGGAGAAGUAAAUGUUGAUAGAACUAUUCUCUUCACCUUGAAGGAUUUAAAGAAAGCCACUGAUAAUUUCAAUAAGGAUAGAAUUCUUGGAAAGGGAGGCCAAGGUACAGUUUACAAAGGCAUGCUGGUGGAUGGUAAAAUUGUUGCUGUGAAAAAGUUUAAGGUUGAAGGAAAGGUUGAAGAGUUCAUCAAUGAGUUUGUGAUUCUUUCACAAAUCAACAAUAGAAAUGUUGUGAGACUAUUGGGAUGUUGUUUGGAGACAGAAAUUCCUUUGCUUGUUUAUGAAUUCAUUCCCAAUGGUAACCUUUUUGAGUAUCUGCAUGACCAAAAUGAGGACAUACCAAUGACAUGGGACAUGCGUUUGAGAAUUGCCUGUGAAGUUGCUGGUGCUAUAUUUUAUUUGCACUCAGUUGCAUCUCAGCCAAUUUAUCAUAGAGAUGUCAAAUCAACAAAUAUACUAUUGGAUGAAAAGUAUAGGGCAAAAUUAGCAGAUUUUGGAGCAUCAAGAAUAAUUUCAAUUGAAGCUACUCAUCUUACCACAAUGGUCCAAGGUACUUUUGGAUACUUAGACCCUGAAUAUUUUUACACUAGUCAAUUCACAGAGAAAAGUGAUGUUUACAGCUUUGGAGUAGUCCUUGCUGAACUUUUAACUGGUAAGAAGCCAAUAUCUUCUGUAACAAGAUCUGAGGAUUCAAAAAAUUUAGCUUCCUAUUUUGUUCAGUGUAUAGAGGAGAAUAUAUUGUUUGACAUUAUUGACAAAAGGGUCAUAGAAGGAGGAGAGAAAGAACAUAUCAUUUCAGUUGCAAAUCUUGCAUAUAGAUGCUUAGAAAUAAAUGGAAGAAAACGACCAACCAUGAAAGAAGUCACAUUAGAAUUGGAAGGGAUUAGGGGAUUCAAUAAGAAGCUUAAUGCACAACAAAAUAACGAGGAAAUUGAGUUUUCUGGAAUCGAACAGUACCAACCUUGGGAUGGGUUUUCUGCAUCAAAUUCAUUAUCAAUUAUCAGCAGCCAAACACACUCCACAGACUAG